GACCAGAGAUCUAGAGUAAUACUACAAUGGAAGAAAUCAGUAAUUUCAAGACGCCAAGCAAAUUAUCUGAAAGAAAGAAAUCUGCGUUAUGUUCAACUCCAUGUAUAAAUAUUCCUGCCUCUCCAUUUAUGCAGAAGCUUGGCUUUGGUAUUGGCGUAAAUGUCUACCUUAUGAAAAAAUCUCCAAGAGGUUUGUCUCAUUCUCCUUGGGCUGUGAAAAAGAUUAAUCCUAGGUGUGCUGAUCAUCAUCAGAGUGUGUAUCAAAAAAGACUAACUGAUGAAGCAAAGAUUUUGAAGAGCCUUCAUCACCCAAACAUAGUAGGUUAUCAUGCUUUCACUGAAGCCAGUGAUGGAAGCCUGUGUCUCCCUAUGAUUUAUGGAGGAAAGUCUCUGAAUGACUUAAUAGAAGAACGAAAUAAAGAUGGCCAAGGUCCUUUUCCAGCAGCUGUGAUUUUAAAAGUUGCUUUGAACAUGGAAAGAGGGUUACAGUAUCUACAGCAAGAAAAGAAACUGCCUCAUGGAGACAUAAAGUCUUCAAAUGUUGUAAUUAAAGGUGAUUUUGAAACAAUUAAAAUCUGUGAUGUAGGAGACUCACUACCAUUACAUGAAAAUAUGACUGUGACUGACCCUGAGGCCUGUUAUAUUGACACUGAGCCUUGGAAACCCAAGGAAGCGUUGGAGGAGAAUGGUGUUAUCACCAAUAAGGCAGACAUAUUUGCUUUUGGCCUCACUCUGUGGGAAAUGCUGACUUUGCCAAUUCCACACAUUAAUCUUCCAGAUGAAGAUGACGAUGAAGAUAAAACUUUUGAUGAGAGUGACUUUGAUGAUGAAGCAUACUACGCAGCUUUGGGAACUCAGCCCCCUAUUAACAUGGAAGAACUGGAUGAAUCGUACCAGAAGGUAAUUGAACUGUUCUCCGUGUGCACAAAUGAAGACCCUAAAGACCGUCCAUCAGCCGCACACAUUGUUGAAGCUUUGGAGAUGGACAGCCCGUAAUUCCCUCGGGUCACAGACCUCCACUUCAAGUCUGGCUAGUUUAGAGAACUGUUC
Messenger RNA from Talpa occidentalis (Iberian mole), 1049 nucleotides. Its product is annotated as lymphokine-activated killer T-cell-originated protein kinase-like. Gene Ontology annotation, molecular function: protein serine/threonine kinase activity; ATP binding. Gene Ontology annotation, biological process: protein phosphorylation. The record is from RefSeq and is a predicted model, not a curated record. NCBI's taxonomy places the organism in Eukaryota, Metazoa, Chordata, Mammalia, Eulipotyphla, Talpidae.